AUACAAACAAUCUCAAGUAAAAUUUGUAUUUUCAAGGUUGUAAUUGAAAUAUCAACAAGAUGAAGACGACUCAAUCAAUCAAUAUCCUCUUCAUCUUCUUGGUUCUCCUCAUUGUUUCUGGAAAUUGUCGGGGAAGGCAGUUGCGUGCAGACAAUGUAAGGGUGCUCAGGUUUUGUCGCGCGGCAACAUUGAAAUUGAAUAGCCCGAGAGAAUGCUCGCUUGAGUAUUGUGAAAGGAAAUGUGCACAAGUUGCACAAGCAUAUUACAGACCCUAUGAUUUUGGAAGAUGCAAUUAUUCAACCAUGAAAUGUGACUGUUACCAGCGUUGUCGGCCGCAAUAAAAAGACGAGAGUGUUUAGGGGUUUUCUUUUUGCAUAAUUAUUAUGUCUCACAUUUCGUUGGAUGUUGAAAUGUUUCGUUUCAUAAAUUGUUUCAGUAAAUUAUCCAUUUUUCCGGUUAAUUAAUGGAACGUUUUAUUGGCGAAUGAUAAAGUAGGGUUUUUUACUUCCAGGUUUCUCCAUAUGAGUUGAUGGUAAGGAAUCCUUGGAUGGCAAUGCUUAGCUGCUGUCUGGGUUGCAGCCAAACGUUGCUACCCAUUGACAUGG
This is a messenger RNA of Linum tenue, 605 nucleotides long. NCBI's taxonomy places the organism in Eukaryota, Viridiplantae, Streptophyta, Magnoliopsida, Malpighiales, Linaceae. The record is from the annotation of a GenBank genome assembly.